AUGGACGGCCUGAUGGGGAUGAUUGGCGUGGAGGUCGGGCAGCACGUCGGCGAUCUGCAGAGCGCCCUGCCGCUGCGCGCUGUGUGCAAGGACUGGGCCGAGACGGUCGCGCUCGGCGCCGACGCGGCUGAGCUGGACCUGGCGCCCGACAGCGCAUACGAGGCGCAGUUGACCGGCCUCGACGGCGACGACGACGCACGGCGCGCGCGCUUCUUCAGGCGCUGCCCCUUUGUCCGCACCCUCACGUACCACGUGUCCCCCGGCACAACGUUCACCAAGCGCCUGGAGACCCGCCACCUCGCCGCCGUUGCCGCCGCCGCGCCGCGCCUGCGCGCGCUCGCGCUGCGCGCAGACUUCGACCCCGACGGCUGCUCCUUCGCCGCGCUCGCGCCGCUGGCGGCGCUGCGCCGCCUGCGCGUGCUGCCCGCGGACGGCUGCGCGGGGCUGUCCGACGCCCACGUCACGUCGCUUGGCGCGCUGCCCAGGGGCGUCGAGAGCCUUGAGUUCCCCGGCCACGCGCGCGCCUUCACGGGCGCGACGCUCCGCGCGCUCGCCGCGCUGCCGCGCCUCGCGCGCCUCGCCGUCGCGUCGCCCAAGCCGCCCGCCGGCGCCGCCGCGGCGGCCGCCGUGGAGUAUGCGCUGGCCGCCGGCGCCGUGGAGGAGAUCGCCGCGCUCGCGCGCCGCCGCGGGCCCAAGGCCCCCGCCUUGGACCUCGAGAUUGGCGUCCCCGACGCGUCGUGGGUCCCCCGCCUGCUGGCCGUCUCCGCCACGCGCCCGCCGCACGCCGGUGGCGGCCUGGGCCGCCUGUCGCUCGCCGUGCGCGAGGCGGCGAGCGGCGAGGCGGUCGCCGCGAUCGCGGCGGCGCCGCGCGCGGCGGCGGCGCUGGCCGGGCUGGAGGUCGCGUUUGGCGGCGCGCCAGAGCGCGCCGACCUGGACGCCAUCGCCCGCCUGUCUGGGCUCGAGCGCCUCACGAUCACCAGCAAGUGUGUCCGCCCUCCGUCGGCGCGCGUCGACGCCGCCGAGGCGCUCGCGCCGCUCUCGCGGCUGCGCAGCCUGCACCUGCACAUCAACCCACAGUGGCGCGCGCCGCUGCGCGCGGACGCCGUCGCGGCGCUCGCUGCCGCGUGGCCGGCGCUCGAGCGGCUGCACCUCCGGCUGGGCUCGGCGGACCACGCCGCGCACGGCCUUGGGCAGCUGUUCCGCUUCGCCCGCCUGCGCGAGCUCAGCCUGCAGUGGCUCGGCGACGACCCCGCCGCCUGCGGCGCGCGCGGCGGCCGCCGCGCGAGCGUCGACGUGCCGGUGCUGCAGCUGGGCUGCCUGCCGCGCGGCCUGGAGGAGCUGUCCCUCACGAGCAUCUCUUCUGUGCGGCUGGCGCCGCCGGCGCCGUUCGACCCGGCGUACAUGGCGGCGCCCCCGCUGGGCGCGCUGCGCGCGCUCGCGCUCGACGGCAACUUUGGCCUCAACGACGCGCUGCUGCCCGCGCUGACCGCCCAGCUGCCGGCGCUCCGCUCGCUGUCGCUCGUGCUCGCCGGGCGGCAGGCGCUCGGCGGCGGCGGGCUCGCGGCGGCGGCGGCCGCGCUGCCGGCGCCGGGCGCGCUGGCCGCCCUCCUCAUCACAGACUAUCGUGAGGGGCCGCUGGCCCUCGACCAAGGCUGCCUCGCCGGCCUCGCGCCCCACCUGCCGCGCCUGCGCCACCUGAAGCUCUCCACCCCCGACAUCGUGCACGCGGCGCUGCGCCCCGAGAGCUUCUCGCCGUUCACGCGGCUGAGGCGGCUGGACCUCGUCGGCUGCCAGGACCAGGCGGCCGAGGCGCUCGCCGGCGCGCUGCCGCUGUGCUGCUGCAAGCCGCGGCCGGGGUGGGCCGGCGAGGAGGCGGGCGCGACGGCGGGCCCGGGGCCGGCUGAGGGGGCACAGGCCGCGGCGUGA
This is a messenger RNA of Monoraphidium neglectum, 1926 nucleotides long. RefSeq lists its product as hypothetical. The record is from RefSeq and is a predicted model, not a curated record. NCBI's taxonomy places the organism in Eukaryota, Viridiplantae, Chlorophyta, Chlorophyceae, Sphaeropleales, Selenastraceae. Gene Ontology annotation, cellular component: SCF ubiquitin ligase complex. Gene Ontology annotation, biological process: SCF-dependent proteasomal ubiquitin-dependent protein catabolic process. The transcript has 3 exons. The coding region runs from base 1 to 1926 and encodes 641 amino acids.